AGUUGACAUCUGACGCUUAGCUACAACUCGUCGUUUAAGGUUCUAUAGACUCGUCAAGCGCGUGAAACAGAAUUUUCACUUUUUAUUCUUAAUUUAUUGAACUCGAUUAACAUAAGCAAAUUAAUUAAGCAAAUGAAAAUAAAUAGUAUCUGUCCUCAAAAUCAAUAAAUUUUUAUAUAGUGUAAAAUAUAUAGUGCCGUGCAAAUUUCACAGUUAUAAUAAUAUUUAUAUGUAAAUAAAUUUAUAUCAACAAUAUUUUUCACUAUCUCUUUAAUAAAAAACAAAAAACAAAAUUAAUAAAUAAGAAAAAAAAAGAAUAAAAGUAUAACGAUUAAACAGCACGGAACAAAAAUCAUGAAAAAACCGGUGUUAAUAAAUAUCAUCUUCUUCUCCUGCUUCUUUGGGGGAAUUUUAGUCGAAAGGUCUGCAGCACAAUUUUAUUUUCCUAAUGAAGCUGCGUCAGUGCCGAAUUUUGGACGAUGUAUAACACCGAAUCGUGAACGCGCACUAUGCAUAAUUUUGGAGGAUUGCAAGUAUCUUUUCAAUAUUUUAACUACUUCACCAUUGAGCGAUGUAGAUAGACGUUAUUUGAGUAGCAGUCAGUGUGGCUAUCAAAAUGGCAAGGUUUUGAUAUGCUGUCCUGAUCGGUACCAAAAUGCUGUACCAGUUGCACAAACAACAGCUAGUCCUCCUGCGGGCGGUAAUAACCAACUAUUACCAAACCCAGGCCAAUGUGGCAAUGUUUUAUCAAAUCGUGUAUAUGGAGGCAAUGUAACAAAAAUUGACGAAUUUCCUUGGAUGGCGUUAAUAGAAUAUACAAAACCUGGCGGUGCAAAGGGACAUCAUUGUGGUGGUUCAUUAAUAAAUUCAAGAUAUGUUAUCACGGCAUCGCAUUGUGUUAAUGGUAAAGGUAUUCCAAUUGAUUGGAAACUCACUGGUGUACGUCUUGGAGAAUGGGACACAACAACAAAUCCAGAUUGUGAAGUAGAUGUACGCGGUAAAGAAGAUUGUGCACCUGAACACAUUGACGUUACAGUUGAGCGUACUAUUCCACAUCCACAAUAUAAUCCUAGCUCAAAAAAUCAAGCAAAUGAUAUAGCAUUGUUACGUUUGAGUCGUGACAUUCAAUAUUCAUCGUUUGUGCGUCCUAUUUGCCUGCCUACUAAUACUAAUUUACGUUCUGCUACUUUUGAUGGUAUUGCAAUGGAUGUUGCUGGUUGGGGAAAAACCGAAACUGAUUCGACAAGUAGUUUAAAACUAAAAGCAACUGUUAAUGGCGUACAAUUAAAUGAAUGUAGAAAUGUUUAUAGUAAGCAAGGCUUUUUGUUAGAAGAUAGCCAAAUGUGUGCAGGUGGUCUAGAAGGGAUAGAUUCAUGUCGCGGUGAUUCGGGCGGACCACUUGUCAGCUUGGAUGUUACAAAUAAAGCGCGUAGUUAUUAUUUUUUGGCUGGUGUUGUCUCGUUUGGACCCACACCGUGUGGUUUAGCUGGUUGGCCAGGUGUAUAUACAAGAGUUGGAAAUUACAUGGACUGGAUACAGAGAACAAUUGUAAAAUAAAUUAAAUUUACGAUAUAUGUAAUACUCAUAUGUGCCUAAUAUUAAAAUUGAUAUUGAUAUUUCUACUGUAAAUUAGACAAAAUAAAUUAUAUUAUUAAUAAUAAUUUUUAUUUAAAUGAUUAAGUUUUAUGAAAUUUCUAUUACUGCAUCAAUAAAUAGUUUUUUAUA
Molecule: messenger RNA, 1725 nt
Organism: Teleopsis dalmanni
Lineage: Eukaryota; Metazoa; Arthropoda; Insecta; Diptera; Diopsidae
Product: serine protease easter-like
Exons: 4
Coding region: 355-1557 (400 amino acids)
Biological process (GO): proteolysis
Molecular function (GO): serine-type endopeptidase activity
Source: RefSeq, a predicted model, not a curated record